AUUCGAAAAUAAAUUGUCCUUUGCUCGUUUAUUCGCGUUAUUCCUUGCUAGCGUUCUUAUUUAAUAGCCCACAGUGGCGCAGUAGUUCUGCACUGUAUUCAGAGGGCAGAAGGCAAUGCAUGAGGAGAUUUGGGAUAAUUGCGUAAAGACGCAAUGAAAGCUGUCAGACAUGCCUUAAGCAUAAACCGCUGAUCUCUUGAGGGGAAGAGAAGAACCAGUGCCUCAUUUGUUAUUCUACCCAGUAACGCAAAGAAUGGAUUCACAGCCGGCUCACUGCGGUAACCAAGAAGCUUGUUUUCGGCGCAGGCGCGGAAGAAGCGGCGAAGUUAAGGUAAUCGCGUUCGCUGCAAAGGAUUCUGGGUAAGCCGAUCUCUUGUCAAGGGCAGGUUCAUUCAUUAAGGUGUGCGGGAGAUAAUUGCCUUUAUUAUCCCUCAUGCAGAAGAGACAAGUGGCACUGACUGGUGUAUUAGAUAGGUUUGCGGGAUGAAAUUAUUCAGCGUCAUGAGAACUUCCCCCAAAUAAGGUAAGUGAGGGAAUCUCAGCCAACCAAUAGGAGGCGCCCCUCCAUGCUCUGGAAACAUAAGAGGCUCUAUUACAGGCACAACGUAGUCUUUCGGGUUCUGUACGUGUAAACACUUUGUGCAGCGUGUAGUUCUGCAACAUCUUCAGCAACAAUGCUUGAUGAUCUGGAGGUUAUUGGCUAGAGGAGACAGUAUUUCUAUGUACAGUUGCUCUCAGUAGAAUGCAUGUUGCAUUUAGGUAGUGUAAGAGAAGAAUUAACUACAGUUGUUAAAGAAUUACAUCUUUUUGCUGAAACCUUGGCAGCCAUGGGCUGACACUACUGACCCUGAUCUUGAACUGAGCAUCAUUUUAGGAGUCACUCAUUUCAUUUCAUUCAUCGCAGAUGUCAUCCCAUUUUUGCCAUCCAGUCAUACAGCACUCAGGUCCUAUGGUCGCAUUAUAAUGAGUAGCCUACAGAAAAGCACAAAUACAGUCCUCACUCCAUGGCACUUUUCACACUUGUCCCAUGGAUAUCUUGCAAAUUUUAGGCGAGAUAUCUCUUGGGCAAUUACAGGCCAAUAAGCUGCUGACUUUGUUUCAAGGGACUGGGUGACUUUUAUUAGCCAGCGAAAGGCCAUUUUAUAUAUGUAUUAUUUAUUUCUCCCCAUCCACCAUUUAUUUAUCAUCUGACUCCGUCAUCCCUUCUCCCACUGUUGCUGUGACCAUGAUGUUGCAUCUGGGUGUUGGACAAAGAACUUGUAGGCUGUUUAUACAUUGUUGUUUCAGACUAUCCGUUCAUUGCCGCAGUCCCUAGACCAAUAUCCAGACUGCUACAAUCAUAGCAAGGAUCCAGGGAAGCUGGAGUGUGACAGUGGCUCCACUCAGGGUGGAGGUGGUUUUCCCUGUGUGCCAGUUACUCGUUCUCCAGACUUAACUUUGGUGGUCAAAUUAACUUUUUGGAAAGCCAUGGCUGGAAUUUCUAUGCAGACUUUUGUGACAUUUGAUGAUGUUGCUGCAUACUUUUCGGAAGAUGACUGGCAAUGUCUAGAAGAAUGGCAGAAGGAACUUUACCAAAACGCUGUACAAGAAAUUCAUGGAGUUCUGCUUGCCAUGGGGUAUACUAUCAGCAACCCUGAAGUUCUGGUUAGGAUCCAAAAUUUAGAAACAUCUCAUUUCAGUGAAAAUCCAGAUUUAACUAAAAGUAAAAACUGUUGCAAUUUCACUCAUGGUUUUCCUUCACAUCAUCCAGACAUUCUGUUAAGAGUUAAACAGCAGGCACAAACUCUGUUAAGUGAUCAGCUUGAACUACAAGAAAAAAGCUGUAGAACAUCCUCAGUAGAUGAAAACAACAGUCCUUUAGCCUCUACCCAUAAAGAAAGCACAGGCUCUUCCAAGUUAGCAGGAGACAGGUUAGCAGGAGAUUAUUUGGAGGAUGAUAACAAUGAAGAUCAGCUGCCAGAAAAGGUCAAGGAAAACAUUCUUUGCUGGGAAGACAUCUUUGAAAAAAAUGAACCAAAAUCUAUUCCAAAGGAGGGACCAAACGAAAGUGAAAGAGAUGAGGGACUGGCUUGUACAAAUCCAGUUAAAAUGGACCAGAAACCAUCAGUCCCAAAGGAAAGACUAUAUAUUUGUUCUGUAUGUGGAAAAAGCUUUGGUGGCAAUUCCUUGCUUGUCAGGCACAUGAGAAUCCACACAGGGGAGAAGCCAUUUGCUUGUAACCACUGUGACAAAAGUUUUAAUGAUAAAUCUUAUCUUCUCCGCCACCUAAGAACUCAUACAGGAGAAAAGCCCUAUUCCUGCUCAGUGUGCCUAAAAUGUUUUAGUCAAAAUUCCAGUGUCAUUGCACACAUGAGAAUCCACACAGGGGAAAGGCCAUUUCAGUGCCCAGAGUGUGAGAAACGUUUUAGCGAUAAAUCCUACUUUGUGCGGCACAUGAGAACUCACAGCGGAGAAAAACCCUACAAGUGUAGUCAUUGUGAAAAAUGCUUCAGCCAGACCUCAAGCCUCACUUCCCAUAUGAGGAUCCACACAGGAGAAAAACCAUAUAAAUGUUCUGAUUGUGGUAAAUGUUUUAGUCAAAAUUCAAGUCUUGCUCUACAUAAACGAUUACACAAACCAGAGUAGGUCAGUGGUUGUCCCACAUAUUCAAUUCAUGCCCCCCCACCCCCCACCCAAAGCUGUAUUGACAAUAUUUCCAAGAAUAUCUAGGGUGCAAAUAAGUGUUCAUCCCAGAUUUUACCCUAAGUCACCUCCAGAGUUGGCCCUCAGACACUGCUCUGGAGCCCCCCUUAGAAAGAGUUUAUGAACACACUCUCUAAGUGUUGCACAAUUAAAGUACCACUAAAGGCUAAAAUUGAGAUUUUCAAACUGGGGUGAUGGGGCUUUGGAUGGGUGCCACAUGUAAAUGGCAAUUGGAGUAACAUUUGGGGUGAAUGCAAGUUUCUUGGUAUUCUUUUAGGGUAUUUCUCUGUUCAGAGUAUUAGCAAGCUUGGGGCAUAGUGUCUGGAGGGGUUUCUUUAAUUGUCACAUUCCAUAUUCUGCAGCCAAAUAUAAAUAAUAAUAAUGAAGGUAUUUAUGUUACCCUGAUCUAUUCUGCUUUCAUUUCAUUAAAAGUGAAGAGACAAUCUAAAAUUUAAGUACACUUUUUAUAAUUACAACACAAGACAACUUCAUGCAAUGUUUGUAAUUCAGAUUUUAACAGGUAACACAUGGUAAAAUAAACAGACUGUCCAGAUUGUAGACAA
Molecule: messenger RNA, 3245 nt
Organism: Xenopus tropicalis (tropical clawed frog)
Lineage: Eukaryota; Metazoa; Chordata; Amphibia; Anura; Pipidae
Product: zinc finger protein 570
Exons: 7
Coding region: 1468-2625 (385 amino acids)
Biological process (GO): regulation of DNA-templated transcription
Cellular component (GO): nucleus
Source: RefSeq, a predicted model, not a curated record